Molecule: messenger RNA, 1569 nt
Organism: Coccinella septempunctata (seven-spotted ladybird)
Lineage: Eukaryota; Metazoa; Arthropoda; Insecta; Coleoptera; Coccinellidae
Gene: escl
Product: polycomb protein eed-B
Exons: 1
Coding region: 110-1405 (431 amino acids)
Biological process (GO): negative regulation of transcription by RNA polymerase II
Cellular component (GO): ESC/E(Z) complex
Molecular function (GO): protein binding; nucleosome binding
Source: RefSeq, a predicted model, not a curated record
GGUUAAGUUGACAUCAAUUUUCGCGGUAGCAGUUAAUUUUAUCUGAAAUCUUUGCAGAUAAUUAAUGUUUUGGUAAAGUUUGAUUUGUUGAGAGUGAUCACUAUCCAAAAUGAAAGAUAAAAUCAAAGUUACGAACGGGAAUGAUUCCUCGAUCUCCCACAACCUCACUGAGGAAUCUGGGGACGAAGCAGACGAAACUUCAAGUGUAGGAAGUAAUUCCACCACCGAUACGACUUCCAGAAGUGCUACACCCACAAAUAAGUCCUCGAAGAGAGGAAAAAAACGAAAGAAGAAGCUGAGUAUCAUCAAACCCCCCAAACCAUUGUACACAUUCCGUUGUAGCAUCAAAGAGGAUCAUGGUCAACCUCUGUUUGGGGCCCAGUUCAACCACCACCUCAAAGAGGGGCAACCAAAGAUAUUUGCUGCUGUAGGAAGCAAUCGUGUCACUAUUUAUGAAUGUCCAGAGCCCAAUGGUAUCAAACUGGUUCAGUGUUACGCUGAUCCUGAUCUGGACGAAAACUAUUACACUUGUGCAUGGACUUACGACGACGAACAAGGAAGGCCCCUUUUAGCUGUGGCUGGGUCUCGUGGUGUGAUUCGUAUUCUAAACCCAGCCACUAUGUCUUGCAUCCGUCACUACAUAGGUCACGGACAUGCUAUAAACGAAUUGAAGUUUCAUCCUUGUGAUCCCAAUUUGUUGUUAUCGGUAUCGAAAGACCAUGCUCUUCGACUUUGGAACAUCAAAACAGACGUUUGUAUCGCUAUUUUUGGUGGCGUUGAAGGGCACAGAGACGAAGUGUUGAGUGCAGAUUUCGACAUAUCCGGUAACAGAAUCAUGUCUUGCGGUAUGGAUCAUUCGCUCAAAUUAUGGAGGCUGGAUACGGAUACCAUGAAGGAAGCUAUCAAACAGUCAUAUAACUGGAACGCAAAUAGGAAUAGCAGGCCGUUUGAUUCCCUAAAAGUGCAUUUUCCGGAUUUUUCAACCAGAGAUAUACAUAGGAAUUAUGUGGAUUGUGUUAAGUGGUUUGGUGAUUUCGUACUCAGCAAAUCUUGUGAAAACUGCAUCAUUUGUUGGAAACCAGGUCGUUUGGACGAUAACAGACUUCGUAAAGGUGAGACUACAUCUACAAUCAUACACAGAUUCGAUUAUAAAGAAUGCGAGAUUUGGUUUAUACGUUUCGCCAUGGAUUUUUGGCAGAAGAUUUUAGCGUUAGGGAAUCAGACUGGAAAAAUAUUUGUUUGGGACUUGGAUGUGCCAGAUCCAAGUCAAGCUAGAUGCCACACUCUGCAACAUCCUAGAUGCAAUACAGCAGUUCGACAGACCACUUUGAGUCGUGACGCAGGUAUUUUGUUGUGCGUUUGUGAUGACGGGACUAUUUGGAGGUGGGACAAAGCCGAAUGUUGACUGAACAGAAUAAAUUAACUUCUGUAGGAAGGAGAGAGGGAUGUAAUGAUUAUAAGCUUUUUGCUUAGGUUAGAAUUUACCGACUCUCGGAAAUAUUGUAAAAAGUUCUAUAUUUAUUUUUAUUUGUAUAUAAUCUCUAGGUAAUCAAAAUAAAUAUUAUUAAA